This is a messenger RNA of Lingula anatina, 1618 nucleotides long. Its product is annotated as serine--tRNA ligase, cytoplasmic-like. Gene Ontology annotation, biological process: seryl-tRNA aminoacylation. Gene Ontology annotation, molecular function: ATP binding; serine-tRNA ligase activity. The record is from RefSeq and is a predicted model, not a curated record. NCBI's taxonomy places the organism in Eukaryota, Metazoa, Brachiopoda, Lingulata, Lingulida, Lingulidae.
CUGUUCAUGCCGGUGAAAUCGCCACAGACGAGCUUUCCUCCACAUAUUUUCAAGAAAAAUGGUAUUAGAUAUUGAAAUUUUUCGCGCCGACAAGGGCGGAUAUCCAGACAAGAUCAGGGAAAAUCAGGCCAAAAGAUUUAAAGAUGUGACUUUAGUUGAUAAAGUUGUUGAGGCAGACACAGAAUGGAGACAACUACGGUACCAAGCAGAUAACUGGAAUAAAUUGAAGAACCUAUGCAGUAAAGUAAUAGGAGAGAAGAUGAAGAAAAAAGAAGCUGUUGGAGAUGAUGAGACAGUGCCUCAGGCAAUCCUAGACGGUUUGGAGAAUAUGACUGCAGAGCAGCUCAAGGAACUGACAGUGACCCAGAUCAAGCGCAUUCGAGCAGUUCUUGAUGAGAAGAUGGCUCAAUGUGACCAGAGACGCGUCACUGUGGAACAGACGAGGGAUGAGUCGCUGAAGGAAAUAGGAAACAUGUGCCAUGAAUCGUGCAUUGUUAGCAAUGAUGAGGAGGAGAAUGGUAUUGAAAGGACGUGGGGAGACGUGGAGACAAAGAAAAAAUACUCCCAUGUGGAUCUCAUUGUUAUGAUAGAUGGUUAUGAAGGAGAGAAGGGAGCAGUUGUUUCUGGAGGGAGGGGUUAUUUUAUUAAGGGCCCAGUAGUCUUCCUAGAGCAGGCCCUGAUCCAGCUUGCAUUGAGAAUGCUCCAGGAAAAAGGGUUCACAGCACUGUACACACCGUUCUUCAUGAGGAAGGAGGUGAUGCAGGAGGUGGCACAGCUUAGCCAGUUUGAUGAGGAGCUGUACAAGGUUAUAGGUAAGGGAGCAACAGAAAAAGAGGACUACGAAGAAAAGUAUCUAAUAGCAACCUCAGAGCAGCCCAUUGCAGCAUUCCACAGGGACGAGUGGAUCCCCACGACUUCCCUGCCAAUACGCUACGCUGGAAUCUCCACGUGCUUCAGACAAGAGGCGGGCUCUCACGGCCGCGACACCAGGGGGAUCUUCAGGGUACAUCAGUUUGAAAAGAUUGAACAGUUUUGUAUCACCUCUCCCCAUGAUGGGUUAUCAUGGCAGAUGUUUGAUGAGAUGAUAGGCAAUGCAGAGGCCUAUACUCAAGCUCUGGGCAUUCCAUACAGAGUGGUCAACAUUGUCACAGGAGAGCUGAACAAUGCUGCCUCCAAGAAGCUGGACCUGGAGGCCUGGUUUCCUGGCUCUGCUAAGUUCAGAGAACUGGUGUCCUGUUCUAACUGCACUGACUAUCAGGCGCGGCGGCUGCGUGUGCGCUACGGAGAGACCAAGAAAAUGGGAACAGGGACAGAGUACGUGCACAUGUUGAACGCCACCAUGUGUGCCACGACCAGAGUGAUCUGCGCCAUCUUGGAGAACUACCAGACCGAGGACGGGAUCAUUGUUCCCGAGGUUCUGAAGCCAUACAUGCCAGAAGCGUACAAGGAGAAGCUCCCGUUUGUGAAGCCAGCCCCUAUCGAGGAACAAGAAACCAAGAAACAGAAGAAGCAGAAAGACAGUCAGAAAAAGGCGACAGAAAAAGUGGCAAAAGACGUCAAAGACAUGAAGCUGGAUAAUUAAUGGAGACAGCUACUGCUUGCCGCAACUUGCGAAUGA